CUUUCCAUCACCCCGCCCCAUUCUCCCUCUUUCCAUCACCCCGCCCCAUUCUCCCUCUUUCCAUCACCCCGCCCCAUUGUCCCUCUUUCCAUCACCCCGCCCCAUUCUCCCGCUUUCCAUCACCCCGCCCCAUUCUUUCGAUUUCCAUCACCCCGCCCCAUUCUCCCACUUUCGAUCACCCCGCCCAAUUCUCCCGCUUUCCAUCACCCCGCCCUAUUCUCCCGCUUUCCUUCACCCCGCCCCAUUCCCCCGCUUCCCAUCACCCCGCCCCAUUCGCCCUCUUCCCAUCACCCCGCCUCAUUCUCCCGCUUUCCAUCACCCCGCCCCAUUCUCCCGCUUUCCAUCACCCCGCCCCAUUCUCCCUCUUUCCUUCACCCUGCCCCAUUCUCCCGCUUCCCAUCACCCCGCCCCAUUCUCCCGCUUCCCAUCACCCCGCCCCAUUCUCCCGCUUUCGAUCACCCCGCCCUAUUCUCCCACUUUCCAUAACCCCGCCCCAUUCUCCCGCUUUCCAUCACCCCGCCCCAUUCUCCCGCUUUCCAUCACCCCGCCCCAUUCUCCCUCUUUCCAUCACCCCGCCCCAUUCUCCCGCUUUCCAUCACCCCGCCCCAUUCUCCUGCUUUCCAUCACCCCGCCCCAUUCUCCCGCUUUCCAUCAUCCCGCCCCAUUCUCCCGCUUUCCAUCAGCCCGCCCCAUUCUCCAACUUUCCAUGACCCCGCCCCAUUCUCCCGCUUUCCAUGACCCCGCCCCAUUCUCCCGCUUUCCAUCACCCUGCCCCAUUCUCCCGCUUCCCAUCACCCCGCCCCAUUCUCCCGCUUCCCAUCACCCCGCCCCAUUCUCCCGCUUUCGAUCACCCCGCCCUAUUCUCCCACUUUCCAUAACCCCGCCCCAUUCUCCCGCUUUCCAUCACCCCGCCCCAUUCUCCCGCUUUCCAUCACCCCGCCCCAUUCUCCCUCUUUCCAUCACCCCGCCCCAUUCUCCCGCUUUCCAUCACCCCGCCCCAUUCUCCUGCUUUCCAUCACCCCGCCCCAUUCUCCCGCUUUCCAUCAUCCCGCCCCAUUCUCCCGCUUUCCAUCACCCCGCCCCAUUCUCCCUCUUUCCUUCACCCUGCCCCAUUCUCCCGCUUCCCAUCACCCCGCCCCAUUCUCCCGCUUCCCAUCACCCCGCCCCAUUCUCCCGCUUUCGAUCACCCCGCCCUAUUCUCCCACUUUCCAUAACCCCGCCCCAUUCUCCCGCUUUCCAUCACCCCGCCCCAUUCUCCCGCUUUCCAUCACCCCGCCCCAUUCUCCCUCUUUCCAUCACCCCGCCCCAUUCUCCCGCUUUCCAUCACCCCGCCCCAUUCUCCUGCUUUCCAUCACCCCGCCCCAUUCUCCCGCUUUCCAUCAUCCCGCCCCAUUCUCCCGCUUUCCAUCAGCCCGCCCCAUUCUCCAACUUUCCAUGA
Molecule: messenger RNA, 1438 nt
Organism: Closterium sp. NIES-65
Lineage: Eukaryota; Viridiplantae; Streptophyta; Zygnematophyceae; Desmidiales; Closteriaceae
Source: the annotation of a GenBank genome assembly